Panonychus citri (citrus red mite) is the source of this 1103-nucleotide messenger RNA. Its product is annotated as DNA (cytosine-5)-methyltransferase PliMCI-like. The transcript has 2 exons. The record is from RefSeq and is a predicted model, not a curated record. The coding region runs from base 193 to 768 and encodes 191 amino acids. Lineage: Eukaryota; Metazoa; Arthropoda; Arachnida; Trombidiformes; Tetranychidae.
AUUUUUUUUCUCUUACCGCAUUUAGACGUUAUUAGUUGAUCCUCAGACAUCAUCUUUUCUUAUUCUUGUUAUUCUAAUUUUUAUUUAAUUUUUUUGUUCAAAUUAUUAUUAAAUUUUCGCUUAAAUUGAUUAUCAAAUUAUUUAUUACCCUUUCAUCUUAUCAAGUUAAAUACAUUUACUAAUAUUAUCAACAUGCCACAAACAAGAAGCACCAAGAGAGUUUCCACCCCAGUUAAAGAUGGACAAGUCGAUGGUGAUGCCAUUGAGAUCAAGAAAAGUAAACUCGAUGGUAUUGAUUCAGUUGAUGAAGUCACCCCAUCUACCGAAGCUGUUAAAGAGGUUAAAGAAGUCGAAACCACUAAUGGUAAAUCUGAAGUAGUUGAAGAUAAGGUAGAUGUUGAGGAAUCUACUGAAAAAAAUGGAACCUCUAAUGGAACCUCAGAAGCAGCAGCUGCAAACGGUCACACCGAAGAAAAGACAGAAGCCAAAGAAGAAGUUCCUGUUGAAUCAAGUGAAACCGAAAAGGUUGAUGCUGAAGAACCAGUGUCCGAAGAAGCUAACUCAGCUGCAGCUACUGAAUCCAAACCUGAAGUGGAGGAUGCAAAGGUAGUAGAACAAUCAUCAUCAUCAUCAUCAACUGAAAAACCAGCGGCAGAAAGUACUGAACUAGCUAAUAAACCAGAUGAAGUUGCAGCAAGUGACGCCGAUCAAAAGAAACCCGAAGAAACCGUUGAACAACCCAGUGAAACCGCUGCUGCAGCUAACUAAUUGAUAUAAAACAAAAAAUGAUUGAAACAAUAUCAUUUCUUGGUUUAAACUAUUAACAAUUUUGUAAUUCAUUAUAAAAAACCCUGUCUCUCUAUCUUUAUCUCUCUCAAUCUCUAUCUAUCUCUUUAAAAUUAUCUCACUAUGAUAAUAACCAUACUAAUUGAUGAAACAAUUAGUUACAACAACCCAAAAUUCAAUUUGAUUUCCAGUGACAGAAUUAAGAUCAAUGAAACAAUUUGAUCAUUUGUUUUUUGUGUUCAAUUUUCAAUUCCAAUAUUCAUCAAAACAAAUUAAUAAACGCAAACAAAAAGUUUGAACUUAAAACAAAACAACAA